Planococcus citri (citrus mealybug) is the source of this 3644-nucleotide messenger RNA. RefSeq names its product anoctamin-5. Gene Ontology annotation, molecular function: chloride channel activity; protein dimerization activity. The coding region runs from base 386 to 3535 and encodes 1049 amino acids. Gene Ontology annotation, cellular component: plasma membrane. The record is from RefSeq and is a predicted model, not a curated record. The transcript is spliced from 20 exons. Lineage: Eukaryota; Metazoa; Arthropoda; Insecta; Hemiptera; Pseudococcidae. Gene Ontology annotation, biological process: chloride transmembrane transport.
ACCUUUCUUCAAACAGUCAUUACCAAUACAGGUGUAUCAAAGUGUAUUGUUAAAGUGCGAUUAAUAAUUUAAUGUAUCGUAAAGAAGUAAUUGAUUAUCUCAAAGCUACUUUUAGUUAGCGUGUUUAGUUAUUGUUCGAUAGGGUGUAGUAUGUGUAGUGUAUCUAGUACUAUAGCGACGCAAUCGCUCAUUGACGUAGUGGUUUUUUUAAAACAAUUUUACGAAUGACAAUUGACAAUCAUUCAUAUAUGUAACGACUGUAUUCUAGUAUUUUGACAUGUAAUUUUUGAAAGUUUUUUUUUCUGUGGUGGAUUGUUUUUGUAUAAGUUGUUGAAUGCCGAAAUAAUGCAGUGAAUGGUUUUAAUGUUCAAUAACCGAUUUGCAUAUGAGCAGAGAUUGCAAUAAAGAUAAAACUUACCCAGGUAGUGAAGAUGAAUACGAAGAAAUUAGUAGUGCUGAAUCGACAGCAAUUACAAACGAAUUAUUUCCACAUCAAAGAAGUGUUCAUUUUAUACUCGAUGAACGAGUUUCAAUCGAAGAAAGACAAACAUUUCCGCUGGUUGAACCGGAUAACCCAUCAUUUUUAGCGCCCAUAAUUCGAAUCAGCAGGGCAUCAAUCGAUGAAACUGCAACUUUUACGGAAACAUCCUCCGUUGAAAAUAACGAACCUGUAGAUAUUAAUCAUAACGAUAAGAAUUUUCUCCAUCCAAAUGCAAAUAUCCAUUCCAACGGCGGCUCUGAUAGUCGUAAGAGUAGCGCGAAAUCCAGACCAAAAACUCCGCCAUCGUUUGAAGAAUUGACUGGAGGAUUGAGCCCGAUGGCUUCGAAGGAUAAAAAAAACACGUUGUUUUUUAACGAUGGGUUCAGAAGAAUAGACUUGGUUAUGGUAUACGAAGAUGAAAAUAUCAAUAAAGGCGUUCUCAACGAGCAAGAAAACGAGAGAAUGGAGAACAGAAAAAGUUUCCAAGAAAGUUUAAUACGAGAAGGGUUGGAAUUGGAAAUAGAAGAUAGAGAGAAUUCGUAUGAUCAAAAAACUGUUUUUAUCAAAAUCCACACUCCAUACGAUGUUCUUAUGAAAUAUAGCACUGCCCUGCACAUGAAAAGGCCAGUAAAAGCACUGAUAUCAAUCUCAGCGGAAUCGUGGGAGGAGGAUGGUAAUGAAGAAGCGGAGGCUCCUUUUGAAGCCGAAAGUAGUUUCUGUGCUCCAAUCUCUAGGUGGUUCUUAUUGGAUAGUAGUUUGAUUAAUGAAGAUCCGACCGAAGCUGCUGUUUUAACUAAAGAUAGCGGAGACAAACUUCUGGUUAAAGAUAGAGAAAAAUAUUUCACAUCAGCUCAACGAACUCAGAUAGCUUGGCAUAUUCUGAUGCGAGCUCGAUAUGGAGAUGAAAAUGACGUAGGUAUUCGAAAGCUGUUGAACAAUAAAAGCUAUAUUUCUGCUUUCCCUCUUCAUGAAGGGAGAUACGAUAAAGCUGCAGAUAUUGAUUACGUGUACGAUCGUCGGGUUUUGUACUUAGAAUGGGCUCGACCGGGAAAAUGGUUCCAACAUCAGCCUUUAUGGUUAAUACGAAAAUAUUUCGGAGAUAAAAUUGCAUUGUAUUUUGCUUGGUUGGGAUUCUACACAAAUAUGCUGAUUUUGCCUUCCAUCGUAGGUUUAUGUUGUUUCAUUUACGGUCUGGUUACUAUGAAUUCUGCGGAAAAUACGCCAAGCAAAGAAAUAUGUGAUCCGAAUAUCGGUGGAAAUAUAACUCUAUGUCCAUUGUGCGAUCGUACCUGUAAAUAUCAGAAAUUGGGAGACUCUUGUUUAUUUUCAAAUAUGACCUACUUGUUUGAUAACAAUUCAACGGUAUUUUUCUCCGUUUUUAUGUCAUUUUGGGCCACUUCCUUUUUAGAAAUGUGGAAACGUAAACAGGCCAUCAUAACUUGGCAAUGGGAUCUCAAUACUGGAAUCGAAGAUGAAGAAACACGUCCAGAAUAUGAUUUGGCAGCUUCAAAGUCGUUCAAAAUAAAUCCAGUUACCAGACGCAAAGAACCUUACAUACAGACUUGGAAAAAAUUCGUUAGAUUUGCUAUCAGCGUAACAGUAGUUACAUUUAUGAUAUUCGUCGUCAUUUGCGCUGUUAUUAUUACAAUUAUAGUAAGGAUGACAACAUUUGCUUGGAUUGGUGAUAGAGAUUUUGUACUCAUUAAAAGACAUGCUAAAUUAUUAACUUCUAUCUUGGCAGCAAUCAUCAAUUUGAUAAUGAUUGUAAUAUUAACCAGGAUCUAUCAUCAUGUUGCUAUUUGGUUAACAAACGAAGAAAAUCCAAAAACUCCAAAUGAUUAUGAAAGAAGUUUCGUCGUCAAGAUUUUCCUAUUUGAAUUCAUGAAUUAUUAUUCUUCUCUGAUAUACAUAGCUUUUUUCAAAGGUCGGUUUUUCACACAUCCAGGAGAUUCAGAUUCGCGUAAUUCUCUACUAUUAAAGCUCAAAGGGGACGUAUGCGAUCCAGCGGGUUGUUUGUCAGAACUGUGCAUUCAAUUGGCAAUCAUCAUGAUUGGAAAACAAUGGUUUAGUAAUCUUCUGGAGCUAGGAUUUCCGGCAAUACGAAACUGGUGGAGAAAAAGAAUCCACAGAUCUGCUAAGAAGAAUCCCAAUCAAGAAUACACCCAUUGGGAAGAAAAUUACAAUCUACAAGAUCCCGGAAAGCUUGCCUUAUUUGAUGAAUAUUUAGAAAUGGUCAUUCAAUAUGGAUUCGUUACUUUAUUCGUUGCCGCAUUUCCUUUGGCUCCGCUAUUUGCUUUAUUAAAUAAUAUAUGUGAGAUAAGACUGGAUGCUUACAAAAUGGUUGCUCAAGCAAGACGUCCAUUAGCAGAAAGAGUUGAAGAUAUUGGAGCUUGGUAUUCAAUUCUAAGGGUCAUUACAUACUGUGCCGUUGUGUUCAAUGCUUUCGUAAUAGCUUACACUAGCGAUUACAUUCCUCGCAAAAUCUAUCAGCAUUUUUAUUCAGAAAACAAUAACCUUGUGGGAUACAUCGAUUCUUCUCUGUCAGCGUUUAAUACAUCACAUUUUUCAUCCGAUGAUGAUAAAUUGGGUAAAGGAAUAGAUAAUGAGCCUGAAAUUUGCCAAUACAGGGGUUAUAGAUAUGGACCAGAACACGAAGAUGCAUAUGGAUUAUCGCUACAGUAUUGGAUUAUAUUCGGCGCUAGACUGGUAUUUGUUGUGAUAUUCGAACACUUUGUAUUCUCAGUAACUGGGAUCCUCGCUAAUGUAAUACCCAACAUGCCGUAUCAAGUCGCCCGACAAAUUCAGCUGGAGAAAUUACUCUUAGAAAAUCAAAAUUAUUUGAAAAAUCCGAGCUCAACUUCAGGCGAAGAAAUGGAUGAUUAUGAUAAACUGCUCACGGAACUAAGAGAAGCUCAUAAUUCAGCUCAAAUUGGUGAGGUAGUAAGAAGAGGUACAUGGGCUAGAAAAUUAAGUCGACGUAUUUCUAAUGUUAGCUAUACGAUGUAUUCUAAUAACCACGAGGGACAUCGAAACACCAUCAAAAACAUCGAUUGAAAGUUGAAAUAAGUAUAACUAAUACAGCGUUGUAAAAUAAAUACAUAGGUACAGUACUUUUAAUUAUUGUAAUUUUUUUUUAUAACUAAUAAAUUAAGAUUUUAUUUUA